AUGACGAAUGCGAUGGAUGCGAGGGGCAUGGGCCUUCAAGGAAUAGGCGAGUCGUUAACUCAUAUUGGACGAUAUACACUCUUGAAAUGUAGGUACAGUACGGGCGACCCACACCUCUCGCAGUCGUGGCCGUGGCGUGGCGUCCCUCCUCACCCCAUAGAAUUACGACGGUCGAUGCAUAACUUCCACGCUGUCACCGGAGCUCAGCCGAAGACACAGCACAGCACAACUUCUUCGCGUAACUGGGCCGAGACCUCCGCUCCCUGUCAAAAUUGUAUCAUAGCGAAUCGGGCAGGAACGGAGGAUUCGAGAGUUGGAACGAGAGAUGGCGGAGAUUUCCCGGGCUCUGCGUCACUCACAUCACUCGCUGCAGACUGGACCUGGUGUGAGUGGGCGGUGACGGCGUCAAUGACGGCCUUGUUUUUCACCGGAAAAGACGCUCUCAGCAAGACGUGUAGAAGUGAAGCGAGAGGGAUGGCUACCAAGGACAUCGGAGGAGGUAUUUGGACAACACCUGACUGUUUUUCUGGAGUGCUGAGAUCUCUACAAUCGGAACGUAGACCAGUGCAGACCAUGGCGUCAAUAUCAGCCAACGAAGGCCGUCUGAUUCUGGCACAGCGUAGAAGGCGGCACUGCAGCAGAGCGAAAAUGAAAUUGCAACGAGGCCUUGAAUUGUACCACCGGACGGCUUCGGGAGACAUGCGUUGGAAGAAAGGCAAGUCUCACUUUCUCGCAGGAAUGCAAGAUGAAGCGAGGCAUCUCCGCGAGCGAGCGCGAGCGCGUUUCGAUGACAUCUUGAGCUUCGGCAGCCACAUCAACAGUAGUAGUCUUCCUUCUCGACUGGCGACUGCACUGCACUGCACUGCACUCACACACUCGCGUCCACUCGCUCCCACCAUGAAGUCGUGGCCUUCACUCACCGCAGCGCUUGCUACAGCCUCGCUGCCAUUGCUAGCAUCGGCCGACAGCAUCCUCGCGGCGCGUCAGGGCGACAGCUGCGCCUUGCGAGAGGACCACAGCUUGUGCCCUCAGUGCGAUGGCAAGAAUGCCACUGAUUCCAAGGGCCAGAAGUGGAGCAUCACAUGCGACUGGGUCAUUGACUCGGAGACUGAGCAAGAACUGGCCGGCCAUGUAUCUUGGCCCACUUGCUUGGAUGCCUGCGACGACGCCGACCAAUGCGUCGGCGUGAACUUUGCCGCCAAUGGCAGCUGCACGGUUGCCUCUGGCGAACAGCAGGGCCUGAGGUGGUCCGCUGGCUUCACCAACCUGGUCACCAUUGCGACAUUGACCAGCACCUCCCGCGCCACUUCGACCUCUCAUGUUCGUAUCACCGAAACUCUGAGCGGAACUCAUACACGCGCUUCCACCACAUCCACCUCGGCGCCAGCCAGCGCAUCUGCCACCGCCCUGUCCGCUUCCUGCAGCCUGGAUGAUCCUGAUAUCUGCCCGAAGUGCAACGGAUUGAUUGCAGUCGACUCCAACGACAAGACAUAUCGCGUGCUUUGCGACACCUCAAUCGAGUCGAACGGAAGCUAUUCGGUACAGGAGUGGCUAUCGCCAGAAGAAUGUCUCCUAGAAUGUGACAAGCUCGAUUUCUGCACGGGAGCUACCUACCAUGGCGAGCGCAGCUGUCUAAUCGCCAAAGCUGAUCCAUCCGCUACCUAUCAUGAGUCGUUCACAGCAUUCUUCCCGGUCAUCGCUGGCUACCCCGAGACCAAAGGCAGUCCAAGCAGCUCCAAGACCCAAGCUUGGAACGCUUCUACCGCCACCGCCACGCCAGAACCAACUUUCUCCACUCUGCCCAUCAACCCAGGCUGCGACACAGCAGAUAUUACCUGUCCUGAAUGUCAGGGAGCACCAUACACCGACAAGCUCAAUGGCUCAUACACCAUCUUCUGUGGCCUCGAGCCAACAUGCAUGAGCACUUCGGUGCACCGUGAUCCAGGCACCCAAGAUCUCUGCACCGAGAGCUGCGACCAAGCCGUGACUUGUCUAGCCGCCAUGUGGUACCCGGACACCAAGGCAUGCCAUCUCUGUCUACAAGGCAUCAACAAGACUGUCGAGAGAAGCGAUGUGCCAUACGUAUUGUUGGUGGUUGACAAUGAUGGAGAUGAUGAUGAAGGUGAUGCGACUCUAAGUAUUGCUUCGACAGCGAGCGCCACGGCCAGUUCACGUCGCGGCAGCAUCACCGCUCAGCCGAGCCCAUUUCCUUCGCGCACCUCCACCAUCGGACCAGUGGGCCCUGUGAGUGUUGCAUCAAUGCCGCCGCUUCGCAACACCACGACUUCAUCUCCCGCGCCAUCUUCUACAACCACCAGCCCUAGCCUUGCCAACGUCACUUGUCCAGAAUACGACGACAAUGUGUACACGGACGCCAACGGCAAUUACUUCGCUGUAGGCUGCGACAGCCGCUUCGAUGCUGCUCACUCCCGCUUCAUCUCGGCCUCAGACUUUGCUGCCUGUGUGGCAUCCUGCACCGGAUCGUGCGAUGGCAUUCAAUUUGGCAUCACCACUCGCUGCGGCCUGUUUACCGACAUCUCUGUCGUCGGCCCUGCGACUGGCUGGACCAUCGCCGCGAGCAUCACGUUUCCAAUCACCACAGGCGGUCUGCCAGCCAGCAUCACAUCUGUUUCCUCUUUUGCAGAGACUUCUGGACCCGUUCCAUCUACCACGAGUUUCACCAGCAGCCGGACUAACGGUACGGUCUCGUGGACUUCGCCAGCCGUGACGAAAGCAGCUCCGGCGCCGAUGGGUUAUGAAAGCGCAGAAAGAGCAAGACAUCGACAGAAAUUCCGUUACGCUCGGCUACUCAUAUCGCUAGAAUCGAUAUGCUUUCUGUUUCGAGCAUCACGGCAGAAAGGAGGACUAUGA
This is a messenger RNA of Pseudocercospora fijiensis CIRAD86, 2871 nucleotides long. RefSeq lists its product as uncharacterized. Bases 1 to 2871 code for a protein of 956 amino acids. The record is from RefSeq and is a predicted model, not a curated record. The transcript has 14 exons. Lineage: Eukaryota; Fungi; Ascomycota; Dothideomycetes; Mycosphaerellales; Mycosphaerellaceae.